GAGGAAAUUAGCCGCCGCUUCACAGAACGGGGACUAAAGCCACACAGGGUCCUGGCGUAUUUUUCGCUUAUGAAAUCUUAUGAUGCAAUGAAAAUAUCGAAUAUUUGGAACGUGUUCAAUCCCUAUGUCACGGCACGUGUUUCGUUGAUUUACUGGUACAGGUGAGCUAGACGGAGAUAUUGUAGAAGAAAUGUUAACAGUGUUUUGUUCUAGGAUGGCUUUACACUAUGGAUUUAAUGGAGUUUUAAUCUAUCAACUACAAGCAGGGAUGUUUAUCGUUCAUUGUGUAUAUUAGGCAACGACAUGUCGGAAAGUAACUGGGACAGCCAAGGUAUGACCACGGACCGAGAGAUUCCGGACCGAAUGGUACAAAAGUCGAGUCUGUUCCAGAAGUUGAAAUUGAAGAAACACAGGGUGAGGCGUUUAAUGGGGAGCGUGGACAGUGCGAUGGAGUCCGAUGAUGUCGUAUCCAGUUUUGAGUCAUCUGAGUUUGACCUGACGAGUCAACACUCGUCUAGUGACGAAGGUGACAGUGGUUAUGGGAGCACCAGGGACAGACGGAGGAAACUAGUGAAGACUCAUCAGAAAUGUGAUAUCAAAGCCUCAACGACAUCUGUGAAGGAUGCAAGAAAGGAGCAUGCCCCAAAGUCGAAACAGGCACCGCCUUUUGGUUUUGCAUAUUAUGGAAUUACGCCGGAUAUGAUCAGUGGCCAGAAUGUGUCGCAUCCAGAAUCUGAAGCCGACCAAAGACAUGCAAAUGUAGGAUUUAUUCCAGUUCUAACUCAUAUGUUUCCUCAGUAUCCGGGGAGUGUCGGGAAUACCGUGGACACUGAAUCAUCGGGACAAAACGAACCACCUAACACUAGUGGUAUAAAACCGGUAAUUCUAACUCAGUUCCCACCAACAUUCAUCAUGACAGCCAAAGGGCCCGUGCCUAUCAUCAGCAACUGUGGUCCGGGAGGAUUUCCACAGUUUCCAAUGUUAAACAUGAAUCAUUCGGAACAGAAAAAGACAGAGCAGUUUGUUCAAAUGGUUACUCCUAAUCAGUUGGCUGGGAUGCAAGUAUCUCAGGGUCAGUGUGAAAACCAAAGUCAAACAGAUGAUACAUAUACCCAAAAGGAACAGCUGAAAACAAAGACACAGGAUUAUAGUUUCAUAGAACAUUAUACAAACGGAAGUUUUGUAUACAAAGGUAUUCUUAAAAAGGGGGAUUGCAUGACUUCAGAGAAUGAUCCUUUCCCGAUGGCAACGGUGUCGCAAGCAUGUCCCAACGACGAACAAGAGGAACAGCUUGUGUGUGCCAUCUGCAAUGACCGAGCGACCGGUCUCCAUUAUGGCAUCAUUACAUGUGAAGGGUGUAAAGGUUUCUUCAAACGAACGGUUCAGAAUAAACGAGUGUACAACUGUGUCGGGAAUGGGAACUGUGUGAUAAACAAGCUGCAACGGAACAGAUGUCAAUUCUGUCGCUUCAAGAAGUGUCUGCAGAUGGGGAUGGUCUUAGCAGCUGUACGAGAAGAUAGAAUGCCUGGUGGACGGAAUUCAGGGGCUGUUUAUAAUCUUUACAAGGUAAAAUACAAGAAACACAAGAAGAAAGACCAGAUGGUAAAACUGUUCAAGGAACAAGUCGCCCAGAUCAAAGUUGAUGGCAGUGGUAAUAAAAUCGAAACGGAAAUGGUUACAGAAAGUAAAAGACUACCCGUGCCAUUUCGAGUCUCAUUCAACAAAGAAGGCAUGCCGCAAUUUGUUCAAAAAGAACACAGAUCCCAAUUCAGGCCAGGCAGCACCUUCUCCAGAAGUGCAAAGCUCUCGACGUCAAAACAAAUACCAUGGGAAUCGGACAUGGAUAGGACUUCUGUGCCUUCAGAAACAGAACUGUCACAAAUCACAUAUUCGCGUGCCUCUUGCUCUACAAAUUCUAUGUGUAGCUCAGAUGGACAGACGCCCAUUUUACCGAGCGCUGCUAGUAGUUUUACUGACGAAGAACAGUGUUAUGUUCCUACAGAGUCUCUAGGUGGCCAAACGUGUUUGACCUAUGACAAACGCUACGCUAAUGACUCGGCCAAUGGUGGAUCAUCAGUUCUAGCUCAAAGAUCUGUUCACGCAAAUUGUAGAAAAAAUAACCAUUUGUUAAGCUUGUUGGAAUCGAGUCACCCUCCAAUUAAGGACGAGAGUGAGCCACGCUAUAAAACGCAAUGCAACUCUACGGUUACAUCACAAGCCAACUGUUUUACAUAUCGGACGGUUCCUCAGUAUACUAGAGAAACAGCACCGGAAUUUUCAUUUGCUAAACCUGAUGGUAUGCAAAAGUGUAUGGACUUCAAUAUCGCUCGAACGACAACAGAUUCCGUUCCUAUGGUUAAUGAUCCUCAUCGUUUAUUGAGUUCCAGGACUAGUAUUGAAGGUAUAGCGACAGAUAGAGACGAGCUUAACUCGCAGACAAGGGAAAAUGUGGAUCGGAGCGAUGAUGUAACAGAAUCUAUGUGCGGGCAUUACAAAUGCCAUGCCACACAAUUAUGCCAUUAUCAGCAAGGAAAUUUCCCUCGGGUAAAAAACAGGGAGGCAUCUGAACGAGACACCUAUAAACAGCUGACACGGGAUUGUCGAUUGUCAGACUACGCUACGAAUGAGGAUCGGUUUUCGUCGACCCUUGUUACACAAAAAGCUUGUCAAUUAAAGCGCUAUUCGCUUGACAAUUCAUUUUCUGAGCAUCUAUCGGAAACACAAGAUCAGAAAUCAUUAGAGGAAUGCUGCAAAGAGACACAAAGCUAUCCACCAAGCGAAUGCUUAUCGCAUCCUCUGAUAAAUGACUAUACCAGCGAAAGGCGGUAUUAUCCAUGUAAAUCGGAUACUCAGGGGUUUGUACAACGCCUAACAUCACAAGAAACAGUGGCACAUCGUUAUCGAAACACCAACCACUCACCAGAAACACUGAAAACGAAUGAUUCAAACGAAAGACAGAAUACUUUUGCUCAAAACUAUUUACAAGAUCAACGUUCUUUACCACUAAGCACGGGGAGUAUUGGUCUACCAACACCAGACCAGGGGACGUGUGACUGCAGACAUUCAGGACAUAAUCCCGAAGCUACCGCUGGUAUACAAACGGGCGAUGCGACUGGCAAUGAUAUGAAAACAAGCCGUGUUAGUUUGUCACACCAAGACAUUAAAUCGCUGCCGUCCUGGCACCCACAACACGGCGAACAUCCGGAUUAUCGGUCAGAACCUGUGUGGAAUAUUGAUAGGCAAACGCCGGUAAAUCACGAGGGAAAACUUGCGCUCAGCAACAAGAGAUCCCAUGAUAAUUCUAAUAUAAACCAACGGCACGAGUUGUUGAUCAAUCAAAAUCGUUUCCACGAUGGCCACUGUUGUAAAAUGACAUGUGACUCUUUUCAUCGUAUCAACGAGCCGGCACCAGACAACCACACGCCAGAGGAAGAGCAGGUGCUUGCUGAGAAUCAUAGGUCGGACCGGAACGUGCAUAAGGAUGGUUUACGAUUUAAUUCGACAAUAUCGGACAGAACGAGUUUUGAAUCACGAAUUCACGCAAGUGAAUCGUCUCUUUCUUCGUCAGACCAAGAACUUCGUACACCAGAAAUUCACCGUCAGUUGAUUCAGGGACUUGUGGAUUGUAACACAUUGUUGAAUAUUUCCGGUUCCAUCAAUUUCGACGAUAACGAUUGGAUACAAUCAGAUAUGACAAACAAUUUCUGUCGUCUUGCCGAUGAAAUUGUAGACAAAUUAGUGGCAUGGACAAGGCAUCUGCCUUUUUACAACGAUAUCCCACUGAACGUCCAAUCCCGAAUCCUCACGAACCGCUGGCACGAACUGCUGGUGUUGAUUACAACAUCUCGUCGGACACUAGCUCUCCAAGAGGACCAUCGGUCGUCUGAUAUGACCUAUAAAAUGCUGCUGAAUUUAAACAUGCAGAAGCUCGACAGCUACCUGUCGAGGAUGUAUAAGGAGCCCGUAAAUCUGGACAAACACAAAGUCCAGGACAUCAUGGAACGAUUGACUAUGAUCAUGUUCAGAUUUCUGCAGAUGCGAAUUGGAGUCCGGGAAUUUGUGUCGCUACAAGUUAUCCUGCUGCUCAAUCACAAUGAAUCCGCAUAUCAUGCGAAAGUCGAAAGCAUACAGAAUAGGUACACGAAGGCCUUAGAGUGGUACGUGAAGAGAACAUUUCCCCAGGAUCCGACAAGACUUAGAGAACUGCUUAUCAGAUUACCAGAGAUCCAAACCGCAUCAAGCUUGCUUUUGAAGAACAAAAUGAUCUACAUUCCUUUCUUCAUCAAUGCAUGAUGUCGAUCUACGUACUGUGAACAUCAUGAUGUCGAUCAUCAUACUGUGAACAUCACGAUGUCGAUCAUCAUACUGUGAACAUCACGAUGUCGGUCAUCAUACUGUGAACAUCACGAUGUCGGUCAUCAUACUGUGAACAUCACGAUGUCGGUCAUCAUACUGUGAACAUCACGAUGUCGGUCAUCAUACUGUGAACAUCAUGUUGUCGAUCAUCAUACUGUGAACAUCACGAUGUCGAUAUAAUACUUUGAACAUCAUGAUGUCGGUCAUCAUACUGUGAACAUCACGAUGUCGGUCAUCACACUGUGAACAUCAUGAUGUAGAUCAUCAUACUAUGAACAUCAACGUGGAACAGGUCCUUAUUGUAGUGUGUCAACAGAACAGUGGCACAGAUGUUUAUUAUAGAGGUGAUAAUUUAUUUUUAAUGAUGAGAAUAUAUUAUCCAAUAUGUAAAUGAGAAUUCAUGUCGCUUACAAAUAUGUGUAUGGUAUAUGGUGACAUAUUGUUGUCUUUUCAAAUAUGUGUAUCGUAUAUGGUGACAAAUCGUUGUCUAUUACAAAUAUCCGUAUCUGAUACAUUUGUUUUCACAUGCAUGAAGGAAUAAUGGACGAGGUCAUUAACUGUGAUGGAAUUGAGCAGAAAAUAAGUGUGGGGCUUUGAUAGCAAAAAUGAAAAAUGAGAAACGCUGAUAGAAAGAAGGAAAAUGAGUAUACUAACAGUGAAAGGAAGAAAACAAUGGCAAAUGACGGUGAUAGAUAGAAGGAAAAUUAUAUUAUUUAUGGUGAUAUAAAGAAAGAAAAAUAAGUUCAUCAACGAUAAUAGAAAGAAUGAAAAAUAUGUUUAUCAUGGUGGUAGAAAGACAGAAAAUGAGUUUAACAGUAUGUUAACUAUAAAAACUGGGGGGGGGGGGGGGAUGUAAAUGUGGGGGCUAUGAUAGAAAGAAAGGGUAUAAAGUCAGCGUUUUUGCUGAUAUGCCAGACUAAUACAAUUAUAAUAUUUUUGACAUUGUCCAACAUUUCCUCAGUAAGUCGAAAAGAUUUCUAUUUUCGUAAUCGGUACGCUUGCUUCAUCAAUGUUUCUAUCUACUAUAAAAUCUACCUUGUUCAUCACCAUUUGUUGCACAUGUCAUCUUCAAAGGUCGCCUUGUCAAUAUCUUAAGGAAUACAGAUUGCAACACUGAUGUACGUCAAUGGAUAUUUUGUUGUUCCAAAUUAAGUUGAUACAACCAGUAAACAUGGAUUAUAGACUGUGAAAUGUGUUUAUAAAUUGUUGUAAUGAGUUAUUUAGCCUCAUGAUACCAACAACUACAUUCUAAUUAGGUUUUCAUCCUUUAAUGCAGUUAUUUCUGUUUUUGUUGUCUUAUUAAGUAUCCCCCCUUCCACCCCCUUCUCCAGUUGUUCCUCUGAUGUAGGUUUAUUAAGGUGAUAGAAAGAAGGAAAAUAAGUUUAUUAACUGUUAUAGGAUGGAGAGGAGAGAGUGUGAGAUUUUGAUAGCAACUGGAGAUUUUGAAGAUUGUUAUGUGAUGUAAUUCGAUAUAGUUUUCUUGCAAAAGUAUUGUUUGUGCGUGUACCAUGCUAAUUUCACAGGUAAGGUUUGCCUGAUGUUUAAUAUUGUUUCAUGAAAAUUUAUCGUUCACUUCCGUUGUCGUAUUUGUAUGUUGUGUGGGAAUUCAAGAUUGGCAAAAUUUGAAUCAUUUGCUUGCAUAUAAAUUGUGGUACGACGGGUUGUAGCACUAGUGGGAUUUUAGGAUAUGGUUAUGAAAAGUUGUUGAAAUAUAUGGGACCACUUGGAAACCCAUAGGUAACACUUCUGAAUCCCGACUCUGCAUGUACCUGGAUGUUGAUAUCCAAUAAGUUGAUCGACCAUAGGUUGCAUUUGAUCAUAAUUUGUAUUGAUUUGGUUGAAAGUGUAAGUUAUUGAUAAAGAUUACAAAGGCGACAGGUUUCUUUGUGUCGUCAUCAAUGUUAAUAUAACUAUAUUAAAGUGACUCAAUGUUU
Molecule: messenger RNA, 6290 nt
Organism: Pecten maximus
Lineage: Eukaryota; Metazoa; Mollusca; Bivalvia; Pectinida; Pectinidae
Exons: 6
Coding region: 304-4293 (1329 amino acids)
Biological process (GO): regulation of DNA-templated transcription
Molecular function (GO): DNA-binding transcription factor activity; sequence-specific DNA binding; zinc ion binding
Source: RefSeq, a predicted model, not a curated record